Sclerotinia borealis F-4128 is the source of this 1638-nucleotide messenger RNA. The record is from the annotation of a GenBank genome assembly. NCBI's taxonomy places the organism in Eukaryota, Fungi, Ascomycota, Leotiomycetes, Helotiales, Sclerotiniaceae.
AUGGGACAGCUCGGCGACCUAUCGCCUGGGGGAAGCGUGGCUAUUGGAAUACUAGUAGGGCUAAUAUCCACGAGUAUUCAAAGUCUCGGCUUGACUCUCCAACGCAAAUCACAUAUUCUGGAAGAUGAGAAGGGGGCACAUCAUGUUCGGAGACCACCGUAUCGAAGGAGGAGAUGGCAGUUGGGCAUGGGCAUGUUUAUUAUAUCGAACCUUGUGGGCAGUACGAUUCAAAUAACAACUUUACCACUUCCUGUAUUGUCAACACUACAAGCCUCGGGUUUGGUAUUCAAUUCCAUCUGCGCCACUUUAAUAUUGGGGGAACCGUUUACGGCAUGGUCGUUGGGAGGAACUUUAUUGGUUUCGACGGGUGCUAUUCUUAUUGCUAUAUUUGGGGCUAUUCCGGAGCCUGCCCAUACGCUUGAUCAACUACUUUUACUCCUCGGACGAAGGACGUUUGUCAUUUGGAUGAUAAUGCAGACUUUAUUGGUUGCGGGAAUAGUCGUCCUUGCGUGGUUUCUGGGUAGAGUUCCAAAGAUUUCCGCAAGUCCUCGAAUACGACUUCUUAGAGGAUUGGCAUAUGGGUGUAUCAGUGGGAUAUUAUCAGCCCACUCGUUAUUGGUAGCCAAGUCAGCAGUUGAGCUUUUGGUCCGAACGAUUGUCGAUCGGCACAACCAAUUCGAUCGAUGGCAAUCAUGGGUUAUUCUUUUCGGUCUCAUUUUCUUAGCUCUCACACAACUAUACUUCCUACAUCGCGGUCUCAAAUUAGUAUCGACCAGUGUGCUUUAUCCACUAGUAUUUUGCAUCUACAACAUUAUAGCCAUUCUCGAUGGCCUCAUAUACUUCAAACAAACCGAUAGGCUACCGGCCCUCCACGCAGGUCUGAUCGCCCUCGGAACAGCCAUCUUACUCUCGGGCGUCCUAGCCCUCUCUUGGCGUCUCAACGAAGAACAGACCCAGCCAGCGGUAGCCCAAAGUGCGCUGGCCCCUGGCCUCGGCUUCGUUGAAGAUACUGACAACGAAUCUUCAGAAUCCUACACCGCAGACGAGGAAGCAGCCAUAGGCGCCGAGAAUCAAGCCCUCCUAAUUUGCGAACCCAUGACCCCUACUACCAAACUCGAUACGAUUAUCGGCGCUACUAGACAUGUAAGAAAGGCAGUCAGACUCUCGGAAGUCGAUGAAAUUUGGGGCGAACUAGAAGAUGAUGAUGCAAAAUCUACUCCUACGAGAGCAAAUAGACCAAAACCACCAAGACCGGAUUCGGCACCUACUCUCCCCAGGUCUUCAACAUAUGAUGAAGAAAGUGGAGACUCACAAAUUCCAGAUGAAAAUACAUCACUACUACACCGUCAAAUAUCUUCAUCCCGUAGACGCAGAAGACGUUCAACGGGGUUCCCAGGAUUUACAGCUCGUCCCACACCGAGAAAGAGACGCUCUAUACGUUUAGAAACGCAAGAUGCGACGGGUGGGUGGUGGAAAAUGAGGUGGUGGAAAGAUAGGAGUGCGGAGGCUGCGAGUGGGAAGGGACCUCCUUCUUCUGGUGAUGAUCGGGGUUCGGGACUUGACAUUUUGGGAAUAGGAGGCUCUGACUCUGGGGCUGGAAGCGGAGCCGGGCCUUCUGGUUCGGGUAUGGGUGUUUAG